UGUCUCGCGUUCGCUUACCCAGUCGACGACGACGCUCGCUCGCUGCCGCCAGCAGCACGACAAACGCUCUCAAAACGUUUUCAUACGUAAUUAAUUACUAAUUCAACAUUUUAAAUUCGAAAUUCGUCGGGUUUUUUUUUUCAUUCUCUUUAAAUUAUUUUUUUAAAAUGGCUGUUGGAGUUAUACAUAACCUAAUCCCGCACAAAGUGAUGUGUACAUUUUGGAUGGUGUUGUUUGCUACACACGUGCACGUCAACGGUUAUCGCACGCAUUGGUGGAAGCCGGACAAUCAUAAUUACAAUCACAAUCAAAUCGGGCAGUAUCAGGAUGGUGGCGAUAGUUAUCAUCCACCGCCUGACCACGGGCACGCUUACGUGCACGACUCGAGGAUACCGAAGGACAUCAUGGUGGACGUUAUUAAUAAUAUGGGAUUAGCGCUGCUGGAAGCUCACAAUGAACACAAUGAAAACAACAUUGCCAUAUCACCCUACGGAGCAACAAGCGUCCUCAUCGCAAUAUUAGAAGGUUUGGCCGGUGAAGCGGCCUACGAAAUCAAAAUAGCCACACAACUGCCACCAGAUUUGUCCGUCGUACGCAUCGGAUUACGAGACAUUCACCGCCAUCUCAAGAGUUAUUUCAUACCGAAAGAAGGUUUCCUCGCUGGCCUAACCCUGAGUCACGACAACAUCACGCUCAAUCGCGAAUACCAAAGCAUCCUGAAGUUCUACGGAUACGACAUCGACUCGUUCAACAAUCCGGUGUAUCCUGAUAUCUACGACUCCACUACCAGUCGCAGGCCGGCAGUCACCAUGACCACAGGAAAGAUGAAACCAACAACGACAAUGACGCCGUCGGAUAUGACUACAACUACAGAACUACCGGAAACGACGACCUUGGAAUCGAUCAGUACUAUUAUCGAUAAGCUCACCAGUACACUGCCUAUGGACGGUGAUGUUACAGAAAGUACAACAACUGGUACCACCACAACUGAAAGUGUUACUAGUACAAAAAGACCCAAAACUACUAGAAAGAAAAGACCAAGAACUACCACUGAAAUGCCUUCUACUACACUAUUACCAUCGCCUAAUGAUGAAGAUGUAGAAGGUACCACUACGAAAAAAUUACCAACAAGAAGUUAUACAACCGAAGCGAUUGAUGUUACUGAUCCAGAAGGACGUACAGAAACAUUUUAUUCUAUGACCACAACGCUUAAAAGUGCUGAGAGUGAAGACCGGUCAGAAAUACCAACAGAAACUGAUGUGGUCACAGAUACCACGUUGACUUCCAUAACCAAAGAGGAAUUUAAAAGUACCUCGGCAAGUUAUGAAAGUGAAAGUGAUGAUGAGCCUGGUUUUCGUACCGAGGAAGAGUUUGAUUUUAGUACAAUCAGAAUACCAACAAGUCCUGAUGGUGUCACUGCCAUAUCAUCGUUUAAAACAACCAAAGGGACAUUUUUGAAGCUACAACAUAUUUACCAAGUAGAACUAGUACAAGUGGUACCACAACUGGUGUACCUUCAAUCACGGAAUUCGGAACUUAACCAGAAACUCACAAAAACAGAAACAUCUUCAACUAUAACCACCACAAACACUCCAGUUUCAGAAAUUACUUUCACAACAACAGAACCAAUGACAGCUUAUACUCAAACACAAAAUACUGAAGCCACAAGCCUCGAGGAUAAAAUCCUAGGUGAAAGAACUUUUCCUGGUAAACCCCAAAACACCUCAUCGUUUAAAAUAGCAGCAAAAAUAAUAACCACAGAAAAACAAACGCGAAAGAAACGUAGUGUUAUUGAUUAUCUCAUUGCAAGAUACUACGAUGAUUAUUACAUCAAUAAUAAUCGACGUUAUCUUCCAAUGAGCACACCAAAGACACAUUAUUCCAAUUAUCAACCUGAGGAACCAUACACGUUCCUGGUAAACGGUAAACAUAAAGAGACGAAUAUAAGUUUCAUGACUUACGAUACAAUCCUGCCGUUCUAUUACAUCCGCUCGUUGGACGCGAUGGCGUUGAGUUUUCCACUCGACAGCAAUAUGUAUUAUUUACUGCUGGUGCUACCGCUGGAUCCGCAUGGCAUUGAUAAGCUCGUCUAUGAAAUGAGGAAGGCCACGAGCUUACGCAACAUUGUUGAGAAGCUGCAGUAUACGCACGUCAAGGCUGUUAUUCCAAGUUUUAUGUUGAAGGGUUACGUUGUUUUAACGCCAACUCUACAAAAGUUGUGUAUACGGAAAAUCUUUGAACCACGCCAUGCGAAUUUUUCGCCGAUGACGCCGGAGCGAAAUUUGUACGUGACGAACAUCGAACAGGCGGUGACUGUAACGAUACGAAAUUACGUCGAUCCUGCCAGCCACUCGGCACGAAAUUUGGACCAUUAUCGACCAACAGAGUUUCGUGCUGAUCAUCCUUUUCUUUACUUCGUCAUGGAUAGCCAGAUACACGUGAAUUUAAUGGCGGGUAAAAUAAUAAAUCCGCUGAAUUCACGAAUCAGAUAAACAUUUGUGUAUAAAACGAUUGAUACUAAAGCAAUGAUGUGAAUAAUAUUUAAGUUUAGUUAAGAUUGCAAUAUGUAUUAAACUGUCAUUAAAUUAUUUUAAGUA
Molecule: messenger RNA, 2597 nt
Organism: Dalotia coriaria
Lineage: Eukaryota; Metazoa; Arthropoda; Insecta; Coleoptera; Staphylinidae
Exons: 6
Coding region: 168-2492 (774 amino acids)
Molecular function (GO): serine-type endopeptidase inhibitor activity
Source: RefSeq, a predicted model, not a curated record